Penicillium pulvis is the source of this 1791-nucleotide messenger RNA. RefSeq lists its product as uncharacterized. Gene Ontology annotation, molecular function: transmembrane transporter activity. Lineage: Eukaryota; Fungi; Ascomycota; Eurotiomycetes; Eurotiales; Aspergillaceae. Bases 1 to 1791 code for a protein of 596 amino acids. The record is from RefSeq and is a predicted model, not a curated record. The transcript has 9 exons. Gene Ontology annotation, biological process: transmembrane transport.
AUGGCCGAUUCAAGCGAGAAGGCACCGUCUUCGGACGCGACCAAUGCUGUUGAUGACUCCAAUGGGCACUUUAGCUCUGGUGAAUCUGCGCCGGACACUUUAAAGGAAAGUGUGCAGGUUGAAGAUGAGCGAGACAAGUACCGCCAAAUUCAUGGCAUCAAAUGGUCUCUGGCUGUGUUGGCCAUUUUCUCGUCUGUUUUUCUCUUCGGCUUGGACACCACUGCAGUAAGAUUCCAAUAUAACUUUAACCUCCCUGUCGCAAUUACUCAUACAAACUUGUCCACGCAGGUUGCGGAUAUUUCCCCCGCGAUGAUCAGUCGUUUUGGUCAUGCAGAUUUGCUCCCCUGGUUGAGCUCUGGCUAUGCAUUAGGGGCCAUGAACAUUCUGCCUUGGGGAAAGUCAUUCGGUAUCUUUAACCUGAAGUGGACAUAUAUUCUCACGGUUGGCCUGUUUGAGGUGGGGAGUGCCAUCUGUGGUUCGGCACCGAAUAUGACAGCCUUGAUCAUCGGACGAGUGAUUGCUGGAAUUGGAGGAUCGGGCAUGUAUCUCGGUUGCAUCACAUACCUCGCUAUGACCACUAGCCCUCGCGAAGGUCCGCAUUACAUCGGUCUAGUUGGCUUUGUAUGGGGCAUUGGAACUGUUCUAGGCCCGAUUGUCGGUGGCGCAUUCGCAGAUAGCUCAGCAGGCUGGCGCUGGACUUUCUACAUCAACCUUUUGAUCGCUGCUCUAUUUGCCCCCGUUUACUUCUUCCUUCUCCCUAAUAUCGACGCGCAGCCAACAGCGACUUUAUUUGAGAAGCACAAGCAAGUAGACUGGGUGUCCAUCAUCUUUCUAAAUGGAUUCGUUGCAUGCUUUGUCAUGGCCAUCAACUUUGGAGGUGCUGUUUAUGAUUGGGGAUCCGCCCAGGAAAUAGUUCUCUGGGUCAUGACGGCUGUCAUCUGCAUUGGAUUUGUCUUGGUACAGUAUUUCCACCCUCUUGUGAAAAAGGAACAGGUUCUCUUCCCUAGCCAUCUGCUGAAGAGUCCCCUGAUGCUUAAUCUGUCCGUUCAAAUGUUUUUGUCAUCCGGUGUGCUACAAGGCGCCAUCUACUACAUUCCCUUGUACUUUGAAUUUGCGAAGGGCGAUAAAGCACUCGACGCCGCCGUACGGCUUCUACCUUACGUUUUCAUGCUUGUCGCUGGCUGCUUGAUCAACGCUGCUCUUAUGGUUCGAUUUGGAUACUACAUGCCCUGGUACUUUGGGGGUGGGGCGUUGGUAGUAAUUAGUUCAGCACUGAUGUGCACCGUCAAUGCGAAUACCUCCAACUCUACCAUUUACGGAUACACUGUGUUGUUGGGAAUCGGCGUCGGCUCCUACUGCCAAGCCAGCUACAGUGUAUCCCAGCAGUUGGUUCCAAUGACCGAGUUGACUAAUGUUGUUGGCUUGAUGAGUAUAUCGCAAUUCCUUGGAAUUUUGUUCUUCUUGGCGAUCAUGGGAACAUCCUACCAGAAUCUGGUAAUUGAGAAGAUCCACAAGCUUUUGCCCAGUGCUAGCUAUGCCGAAGUUCGUCAGUUUAUUGCUGGAACCAGCUCCAGCCUCAGCGACAGCUUAACAAGCUCCCAGUCCACCGCCGUCAUUGAUGCUAUCAUCGUUGCCAUGCGAUCCGUUUGGAUCUUACUUGCUGUUGCAGGUGGCAUUUGUGUGGUGUUGUCUCUUUUCCUAGGGGUGGCUCUUUCUGCACAGAUUGGAAUUGUGGCUAGCACUGUCAAACCCCCCUCCGGUGUGAGCGAUGUCUGGUCUUUUUGGGAGUGA